AUGCCAGGCGAGACCCUGAGAUCAAAAGCAACCUUAUCAAUCCCACUCGGUGACCAAGACAGCUUCUUCAUACACGGUCAGUGGAGCUUUGCCAAAGGUCACAUCUCCAUCGGCACCACUGACUUGCAAGAUAUCCAGAUCCAGCUGGCCGCCUUGACCAACAAUGAGGCCUUGAUCAAUCUGAUGACAGUCUCUCAUGUCAGUAGUAGCCCAGCUCAGAGUUUUGAUCAGUCAAAAGUAAAUCACCUGUCAGGUGGCAAGAUCACAUUGAUGAAGCAUGGGUUUGAUGACGAGUUGAUUAAGCCAGGAUAG
Puccinia triticina is the source of this 312-nucleotide messenger RNA. RefSeq lists its product as uncharacterized. The coding region runs from base 1 to 312 and encodes 103 amino acids. Lineage: Eukaryota; Fungi; Basidiomycota; Pucciniomycetes; Pucciniales; Pucciniaceae. The record is from RefSeq and is a predicted model, not a curated record. The transcript has a single exon.